Molecule: messenger RNA, 1733 nt
Organism: Vavraia culicis subsp. floridensis
Lineage: Eukaryota; Fungi; Microsporidia; Pleistophoridae
Exons: 1
Coding region: 5-1705 (566 amino acids)
Biological process (GO): nucleotide transport
Cellular component (GO): membrane
Molecular function (GO): ATP:ADP antiporter activity
Source: RefSeq, a predicted model, not a curated record
AAGAAUGUCAAAUCAAGUUGAUUCAGCUCGUGAGACAGAGUUGCCGACAGAGAAUGAGGUUGAGCAGCUAGCCGUAAGGCGUGCCGGGCGUUUUGGUGUUUACAGAGUGGCGAAGGUUGAAGAUGGCAAAUUCUGGCUCAUGGGCGGGAUGUUCUUUUGCAUCGCCUAUAUUUAUUCGGUUAUACGAGAGUUGAAAGACUCGUUCAUCAUCAAGCGACAGCUUCCAGCGUCUAUCAGUUUUUUGAAAUUGUUUUACGUCCCGCCUGUGUCAAUAGCAGCGUCUGCACUGGUACAGAAGUGUCUUACCAUCUCGUCGAACAAGCGAAUUAUGAGCUAUGUUAUUGCGUUUUUUGGUGCGUAUUUCUUGCUUUAUGGUGUGGUGAUUCUGCCGUUACAAGACAAGAUUGAACCAAGCAAUUUCAACGCAACAGAUGACUUCAGUGAUUCUAAAAUGGCGUAUAAAGGGCUUGAGUCGGUGUCAGCAAUCGUGCUUACACUGAAUUGCUGGACAUCUACGCUGCACUUUGUAGCAUCUGAGGUGUGGGGUACGAUGGUACUUUCACUUCUUUUCAUGUCAUUUUCGAAUGAUGUGUGCCCAUUUAGACAGUUCAUUCGAUUCAUGCCACUUUUCUAUGUGUUAUCGAACAUAGCACUGAUAGGAUCAUCGCUCACGAUGUUAUCAUACCAGUAUUACAACCAGAUCGUGACAUACUACGUUAAGCAGAUGAUGCUUAGAAUAGCGUUUGUUAUCAUUGCAGUCUUCUGUUUGGCAACACUUGUUUUCCAGAUUAUUCUUGAAAAGAAUGUUCUGGGCAAGGUUUUGUACACGAUUGAAGGUGAAGGACAAAAACGAUCAAAGAAGGCGAAACCGUCGUUUUCAGAGGGAAUACGUCUUAUGUUCAAGUCGAAGCUUGUCCUCGCAAUAUGUGGAAUCGUUCUCGCCUACAACAUCGGUACAAACAUGGUUGAAUCGUGCUACAAGAGCAGUUUGAAGAUUGUGUCUAUGGCGAACAAGAAAGACACCGGAAACCACGUUCUUCUCAAGUCAUCCAUAAUACAAUUUAUAACCGGAUCAGUGGUCAUUGGAUUGCUAGUAUCCCCUUUUUCACGCAUCAUCCAGAGCCGAGGCUGGAAGAUAGUAGGUAUGAUUCCACCGCUGGUUGCCACAGUUGGUUUCGUGUCAGUUUUCAUGCUCGCUCUGUUCAACACGGGAAGAGAUGGACAGAACAUUCCACCCGUAAAUGCAAUGUUGAAGUCUGAUAUAAGUGAAAAAAAUAGACUGUGGUUCCUGUCGUUUGAGGAGACUGCAUGUGUGCUGGCCGUGUCAUUCUUUAAGAUUUGCAAGUAUGCCGCGUUUGAUAUAGCAAAGGAGACAUUGAGCAUGAAGAUAGACAAAAGAUACCGAGCAAGAUUUAAGGGAAUUUACGAUGGUGUGUGUGGCAAACUCGGUAAAGCCGGUGGAGCACUGCUCCUGCUAGCAUCGAAUUAUAUCAUAAACACCACCGAUAUUCGUAGAGCAUCUUUCUUCUAUCUGAUCAUUUCGUUGAUUAUCGUGCUCGUAUGGUUCUAUCUCGUCAGCUAUCUCGCAGGCAAAUACGAGGAGUCAGUCAAAUUGAAGAAGAACAUCAAUAUUGAUUUGUUCAAGGGAACGAAGAAGAUGUUUAGUGAUGACGAAGACGAGCCUAUUACAGCUACGGGAAGUUGAUAAAUCAACAUUAAAACGCUUUAGUUAA